UAUUUUUUAUUUCAUUUUCGGCGAGUCAGUUGGAUUCCGCUACUCGGUAGCAUCGGUUCGAUUCAAUCGGUUAUAGAGACCAGAGUAGAGACGGUUCAAUUUUUGGACGCGGUCCGGCAACGUCGUCGAUCGAAAGUACGCGUUCCGUCCGUACGGCGAGAGCUCGCGCGCGCGGGAAUUGAAAACUUGCGCUGGGAGGGAAAAUUGUCGCACAAUUACCACCCAUUUGCCCAUUAACGGUCCCGGUCCGGGGCUGUUUGUUUUCCUCGCCGGUAAUGUGCCAAGUUGGUAAUCCGGUUUCGUUGUUUGAUAUGUUGUGGCCAGAAACGAAAAGAAGCGGCGGUGAGUCAGAGAAGAAUUAUGAAGUGGGAAAAUUUAUGUGGUGUUGAUGAAAAAUUUGAAAAUUUUGAAGAAGAUGAAAUCAACGUCAAUCUGAAGAGAGGAUGAAAGUGGCGAUUCAAGCGUUAAGAUUCAUGACUGUGAAUAGUCUUUUUCCUACGGCGACCCAGCGUGAGUUCGCGGGGUUGGGGAGAUUUCAUGGCCUGUAGCCGCGUGCCAUCGGCCGUUUGAUCUGGGUGCCAUCUGAGAGGUUGAUUAAAGUACGCUUGGCCGCGCAGUGGAAAUAUUGUUACAUUCCGAGUGGACGGUGUGGGUGGCAUACAAGUGCGAUGAAAAAUGAAUAACACAAUAAAUGGCUGCAGAUGAUUGUCUGCUGUGAAUAUCGUAGGGAAGGCACAAAGAUGGAUGUUGCCCCCAGUGAAGGAAUGUAAAAAGUGCAAUAAGGAUUGGCAAAAUGUGUCAAUAAAAAAAACGCUGUAGAUCAACAUUUUCCGGUAGUGCGAUUUCUGUCCAAAGAGGAGGGAGCUAAACUGCUGCAAUCAAAGAUUCCAUCAAAAAAUUCUGAACGACAACGGCUUCACUAAAUCAAUUACAUAAUGGGAAAGCUACUUGCAUAAAAAAUCUAUAAAAUUUUACACGGUUGUUUCCUAAAAGAACAAUCAACCCCAAGAUCCGUAAAGCUCACCACGUUGGCCCGUGGAAGAACAGCGCUGCUUCCCUGUGCCGGGUCACUGCCGCCGCAGAAUGGUACGGUCCGUAAUAUUUUUACGACCACAUCAAAUACUGUUUCGCUGUCGUCAUUGCGGUAGUUGUUGCUGUUGCCUGAGCUGCUGCACCGGGGAAAUCUGUUGCUACCAGCAUCCGACGACCCACGGUCGCCCAAGUGUUACGCAAUCGAGACUCCGGUGCGGGACUUGCGCCAGCUGGUGCCCUGUUGAUGACUACAUUGAACCUCCUGCCACCAGCGACCAAGGCACCGACGACGCGGCCAUCGUUGAUGAAGAUGAUGGAAAUAUUAAGAUAGAGUAUGAUGCUUUUACUGCUUCCGUUGUUCCCACAUUGAGACAUUCUGCGGUACUGAUAACCGACAUUGCAGCAUAAAGAAAGUGAGCGAAAGUGGGCGAGCGAAUCUGAAAUCAUUGCCAAACAGAGAAGGAAAAAUCUCAACAAAAGUAAACGAAAGACAGGAAUAAUGUAUCUAGUUAGGGAAAACUUGGUGAUAAGUGAUGCGGAGGCGUCCUUGGACACUGAAGCCAAGGGCGAUGAACUGCCGGGAAACCCAUUUGCGACCACCACCGGUGAGAUGCGGUUCGAGAUGGAGCAGCUAGAGCUCAAUUCAACCGGAAUAGGAACGAAUGUUGUGCAACUCUCCAGCAUUGAUGAAAGUGCUCUGAGGACAAACGACACGACUCUCAACAGCACCGAACAAGUGAUCGAUAGCUUCUACUUUUACGAGACUGAACAAUUUGCAGUAUUAUGGAUUCUAUUUAUAGUGAUUGUACUGGGAAACUUGGCUGUGCUGGUAACGUUGUUUAUGAAUAAGAACCGGAAAUCGAGGAUGAAUUUCUUCAUCAAGCAGCUCGCAAUCGCAGAUCUCAGCGUUGGGCUGCUAAGCGUGUUGACGGAUAUCGUGCAGCGGAUUACCAUUUCCUGGCUGGCGGGCAACGUGGCCUGCAAGGUGAUACGCUUUAUCCAGGUGUGGGUCACGUACGCAUCCACGUACGUGCUGGUGGCCCUCAGCAUCGAUCGAUACGAUGCAAUAACUCAUCCGAUGAACUUUUCCGGAUGUUGGAAGAGAGCUAGAAGACUGGUGGGAGCUGCGUGGGGAUUUAGCGCAAUAUUUUCAUCUCCCAUGUUCUACCUAUACGAGGAACGUGUCAUUCAAGAUCAACUCCAGUGUUGGAUCGACCUGGGCAACCCGCUCCGGUGGCAGCUCUACAUGUGUUGGGUGGCAACUUCGUUGUUUGUGAUACCAGCCAUCAUCAUUUCGGCUUGCUAUGUGAUAAUCAUCAAAACCAUUUGGUCGAAAGGCUCGGUGCUUGGCCCCGCUGGCGGUAAACACCGACAACGCAACGGUAGUGGUGACUUGGCCAGGCGACGAGCCAGCUCCCGAGGCAUCAUUCCGAAGGCAAAAGUAAAAACGGUCAAAAUGACAAUCGUCAUUGUGAUAGUUUUUGUGCUCUGCUGGUCACCGUACAUCGUGUUUGAUUUGCUGCAGGUUUUCGAACAGAUUCCCAAAACGCAAACCAAUAUCGCCAUCGCGACCUUCAUCCAAAGUUUGGCGCCGCUCAACUCUGCAGCCAAUCCGCUCAUCUACUGCCUUUUCUCGACGCAUUUUGUCAGAACGUUGAAAAGACUUCCACCAUUCCGGUGGCUUUUCUCGUCCGGAUUGUGUGGGUCUCCCCCAGAUGAGGUCGUGUCCCACAACGGCAGUGGGCAGACGAGCAGCAGUCGGCUACGAAAUCAUCACAGUAGCGACUCGAUGAGGACUCUCACCACAUCGCUGACCACGUCGACACGAAGGUCGGCCACCAUCAUUCGAACGUCGAGGGUCAUCAUUUAGCAGCAGGGGUCCAUGCGCACUGCUUACGUUCCAGCCCCGGGGGUCCGGGUCAGCCAUGGUGGGAAAAUGUUCCUGGUACAAACUUUGCUGUAAAAGCUGAAGCGCAAAAAGAUCUAGUCAAAUUUUAUAGCAUACGAAUCAAUAGGCUUAGGCGAAAACAUUUUAAGAUGCAAUUUUUUACGGUUACCAUUACAAUUUUCGAAGAAUAUUCUCUAUUUUCUACCGUUCGCUGCGAUAAUCUACUGUAACCCGUUAGUCAUGAUAGAUUUUAAAUUGCGCCAGCCCCUGUGAGAUCUUUUAACCUCACGUUUGUAUAUAGAAAGGGCGCCUUACAAGUGCUUUAACUGUCUAUGGCAACAAAGUGUAUACCAAAUAAUCAACGAACAAACUCAAAUCUAAUCUUACUGUCGGUAUAUGCCCAAAAAGUCCCAAAAUCCAGUGAAAAAUAAUGCAUUUACACAUUAAUAGACGAAUCAUACAAAUGAAUUAAUGUUAUCACUUUGUAUUAUACCAAUAUAUGUUAGACUGAUAUUCCGCGGUGCGAAUUACUAAACCUUACCGACACUAACCACCUGUGAAAUUAGCAUUAAAGAUAGUUUAUGGAAACGUUGGAAAUAAAUGCGUUGGCUUGUUGUGGUUCGAAAGUAUUCCACGAGUACAAUCAAUGUACGAAACGAUA
Molecule: messenger RNA, 3581 nt
Organism: Armigeres subalbatus
Lineage: Eukaryota; Metazoa; Arthropoda; Insecta; Diptera; Culicidae
Product: cardioacceleratory peptide receptor-like
Exons: 9
Coding region: 1532-2902 (456 amino acids)
Biological process (GO): neuropeptide signaling pathway
Cellular component (GO): plasma membrane
Molecular function (GO): neuropeptide receptor activity; vasopressin receptor activity
Source: RefSeq, a predicted model, not a curated record